UGUUUGGUUUUGUCGACUCCCCCUCCGCCUGAUUGUUGCCAUGCUCCAAUAUCAGUAUGGGUGUGGUGGUAAUCCCGGUAUGAAUUGGUCAGAUUCGCGUCAAAAUUUGGCGCCUGAGGCCUUGUUGUUUUUUCCGGACAUAACAAACGACACGCAGACACGAACGAUGAGCGAGUUACUUUUUUAAAUCGACCUACAAAAGCAUGACUAGGAACUGACGGAAGGUCUGCGGGAUCCUAAGAGCUAUCAACAGCCUGCGUGUUUAUCAGCCUGACGUGAGGUGGAAGUGAAGCUCUCAGCGGAGGAUCAUGAGCGAGCUGGAGCAGUUGCGGCAGGAGGCCGAGCAGCUGCGCAAUCAGAUCCGAGAUGCCAGGAAAGCGUGCAGCGACUCCAGUUUGUCCCAGAUCACAGCUGGGCUGGAUUCGGUGGGGAGGAUCCAGAUGCGCACAAGACGAACCCUGCGGGGCCAUUUAGCCAAAAUCUACGCCAUGCACUGGGCUACUGAUUCCAGGCUUCUAGUGAGCGCAUCUCAAGAUGGAAAACUCAUCGUAUGGGACAGCUACACAACAAACAAAAUCCACGCCAUUCCUCUGCGCUCGUCCUGGGUCAUGACGUGCUCCUACGCUCCAUCUGGGAACUACGUGGCGUGUGGAGGUUUGGACAACAUCUGCUCCAUCUACAGCCUGAAGACCCGAGAGGGCAACGUCAGGGUCACCAGAGAACUGCCCGGGCACACAGGUUAUCUGUCGUGCUGUCGUUUCUUGGAUGAUAGCCAGAUAGUCACCAGCUCUGGAGAUACCACAUGUGCUUUGUGGGACAUAGAGACCGGUCAGCAGGCCACCAUCUUCUCAGGCCACAGUGGAGACGUGAUGAGUCUGUCUCUGAGCCCGGACUCCAGGAGCUUCGUAUCCGGAGCCUGUGACGCUACCUCCAAACUCUGGGACAUCCGAGAUGGCAUGUGCAGGCAGUCCUUUACUGGUCACGUCUCUGACAUCAACGCCGUUUGUUUCUUCCCCAAUGGGAACGCGUUUGCGACCGGCUCAGACGAUGCCACGUGCCGCCUUUUCGACCUGCGUGCUGAUCAGGAGCUCAUGAUGUACUCUCAUGAUAACAUCAUCUGCGGCAUCACGUCUGUAGCUUUCUCCAAGAGCGGCCGCCUGCUCCUAGCCGGCUACGACGACUUCAACUGCAACGUUUGGGACACGCUGAAGGGAGAACGUGCAGGAGUUUUGGCCGGACAUGAUAACAGGGUGAGUUGUUUAGGCGUGACCAAUGAUGGCAUGGCCGUGGCCACCGGCUCAUGGGACAGCUUCCUCAGGAUAUGGAACUGACCUGAUUGGAGAGAACUGGAGUGUAUCGUUGUAGCGGCCUGCUUCCACAGAGGGACCCUUUCCCUCUCUUUUAUCCUUCCUUUUCCAGGUGAUCUCUUAAUAGACCCUUUCCCUACGUCUGCAUACGCCGCCAAUCCCACUCCCAGUUUCCAGAGGAUGAACAAGGCAGAGAUCUGGACUCUCUCUCUCUCUCUCCGUCUUUCUCUCUGUCUUUCUCUCUGUCUCUGUCUACGGCCUCCUAAUCUGAAAAAUCCUAAGGAAUAGACUGUCGUGUAUAUACUAUUUGCUAUUCUCUGUGCUUCUACGUAAAACGUACACAUUUACAGUGUUUGGAUGUCAUGUGAAAUUUUUGAGCUGAGUGUGUUCGUCCUGGUCGUGUUUUUUUUUUUUUUUUUUUCCUUGUCCCAAUUAUGGACUUUUCUAUGAUUUCAUGUAUUCCUUCCCCCCACCCCACCAUCACAGCUAUACACACACACACAGGGACCCUGCCAGUGGUUUGGUCCACUCCAUGAACAAGCUGAGUCUCUAUGCGGUUUCUAGGUGCUGAUGUCGACCCGUCUUGCUCCCGGGUCUGUUAGAUGCUUAAAGUGUCGGUUUAGGUGAAGGAGCACGUGAGGUGUUAAAAAGCAUCACGUAACACUGUAAUGACUUCGUGAUACAGUCUUUCAGGCUGCCGGUCUGCGUUCAUGUUUCCUGCUCUGUCGCUCUGCCAGUCGCGGGCGGCUCGUGUUUACUCCUGCUGUAUUACAGCAGACGCCAUCGUGUUGAGGGAUUCAGCAUCACAGGCCCUGUCUAUUCUGUCUGUGUUACAGUUGUAGUACCAGUAUUGGUCAUGUACGAUAGGAAUAAAUCUCCCGAGCAGGUGAUCUUGAUAUUGAGAGACAAAAUCAUGACCUCGUGUUUGUUUCGGUUGUUAAUUCACUGGCACUUUUGUUAGCAAAUCUCAAAUCCUUUGUAGUGUCUAAUGAUUAGUUCAUUUUACCUUUACGGAAGGAGCCACCAGUGUCAGCACUUUAAGGCUAAUAAGACUAAUAAGACAAGCUUUUGUUUCUGUUCUAUCGUGAGUGAGAACAGGAACUAGCUUGUUUAAUGGACAUUCCACAGCAUUCACUGGAACUAGGAACUGAUGAAACGUGACCGUAGGAACUAGCAGCGCAGUCUGAUAGCAUAAAAAACGAUUAAACGGAUACAUUUUUAUAUUAAAUCCUGCUAACAACGUGCCAGAAAAUUGACAGUGUCCCCAUCACUGGAGGUAUUUUUAUUGAAGCUGUAAUGAAUUCUAAAAGAGAGAAAUUGAGAAACUUUUUGAUAUGAACAUUAACAUCCAACCAGCUGUUUGUAAUUGUGCAACACUGCACUGUUUAUUUUCUUCUCCAUUUAUUUGUGAGCAGCUGAGUUGCUAUAGAAACAUCUGACCAAUCAGACUGGAGGAUUCUGCCUCAGUGUAGUAUUAUUUACGUCAUGUCGGCCGUUUCCAGUGCCAAAUGUUAAACGCUAAGUGCUCUGAGUGGAGAUCGUUAUUAACACACCACGUAAUGAUAAAUGUGCACGUGUCCAUUUUAUAACUUUUUUUUUCUUUUCCCUCCUCUAAUGUGAGUUGAUGUGAGCUUUGGUAUAAAACGGCACAGUCUCCUGUGUCAACAGAACAAGCCUUAACUGUUUGUAGUUCACUUGAAACUUGACAAUUUCGUGCCAGAUAUUAGAAAUGAAGGCUGAUGUGUUUUUUGGUUUUUUUUUGGGUUUUUUUUCCAUGAGUGUUUUCCAUGGAAGCUUUACCCCACACUCAACUUUUUUUUAAUAUAUAUAUAUAUAUAUAUAUAUUAUUUUUGUCUUUUUUUGCCUACAGUAUUGAGACGGUUUUGUUGUAUUAAAUCAUUUAAAUGAUUUUGGUAUAAUUUCACAUCGACUGUCUUUCGUGUGUGAGCGAGCGAGAUAGAAUGUGCUUUAUAAACUAUUUCUUGAAUCAAACUCUAGCACAAAAGUCGGUGAAGAAUCCCUUGUCAGGUUUUGUGGAGUCUGAAGGAUGGAUGUACACUUUGACCUGCUGUAGUGAAGAAUCAGUUUUCAGUAGAGAUGCAGAAGUGUUUUAUAUCAAAACCCGAAUUUCUUCUGUUUGUAUCCAGUGCAGGCUGAGUGCAAAUUCACCAAUGUGGCAGAAUAUUAGUGUCUUUUCUGCACUAAGGGUGUGUGUGUGUUUUGGUUGUUUGUUUUAUUUUCUGCAUUCAGCUGAUGUCUUAAUUUUUAUAACACAAAUACAAACAUUAAAACCAAACAAAACACAGA
Messenger RNA from Tachysurus fulvidraco (yellow catfish), 3614 nucleotides. RefSeq names its product guanine nucleotide binding protein (G protein), beta polypeptide 4a (gene gnb4a). The record is from RefSeq and is a predicted model, not a curated record. Gene Ontology annotation, cellular component: cytoplasm; heterotrimeric G-protein complex. Lineage: Eukaryota; Metazoa; Chordata; Actinopteri; Siluriformes; Bagridae. Gene Ontology annotation, biological process: G protein-coupled receptor signaling pathway. Gene Ontology annotation, molecular function: signaling receptor complex adaptor activity; protein binding. The coding region runs from base 309 to 1331 and encodes 340 amino acids. The transcript is spliced from 10 exons.